CCGGAGAGGCACCGGCGGCUGGCGCUCCUUUUGUGUGUUUCUCUCCAAGGUGCAAAGACCACCCCCCCCAACCCCCUGCCUGCCCAGGCAGACUUCCCCUAAACUUGAGCCCUCUUAUCGGAGUUCUCAGCCCCUUGCCAGCUGUGUGUGUAGGGAUCAAAUCGCUUCCAGGAGGAGGGACAAGGUCGGUAGCCCCCUCCCCGGUGCGAGGCCUGAGCCCAGUGGAGUCCAGGACUGCUUCUGCCAGUCAUGUGGGCUGGACUCUUGCUCCAUGUUGCCUGCAUCGUGGUCCUGUUGCUGGGGUCUUCUGCCCGAGGCUACACUGGGAGGAAGGCUCCCGGGCACUACUCUGCGGAGAGACGUCGUCUGGGCCCUCAUGUCUGCCUCUCUGGCUUCGGGAGUGGCUGCUGUCCUGGCUGGGCCCCUUCUAUGGGCAGUGGGCACUGUACCCUGCCCCUCUGCUCCUUUGGCUGUGGGAAUGGCAUCUGCAUCGCCCCCAAUGUCUGCUCCUGCCAGGAUGGAGAGCAAGGGGCCACUUGCCCAGAAGCCCAUGGACCCUGUGGGGAGUAUGGCUGCGAUCUCACCUGUAACCAUGGUGGCUGUCAGGAGGUAGCCCGAGUGUGCCCUGUGGGUUUCUUGAUGACUGAGACAGCUGUUGGUAUCCGGUGUGCAGACAUUGACGAGUGUUUGAGCUCAUCUUGUGAGGGCCGCUGCAUGAACACGGAAGGUGGCUUCGUGUGCGAAUGUGGGCCAGGCAUGCAGCUGUCUGCUGAUCGUCAUAGCUGCCAAGACAUUGAUGAGUGUCUGGGCACGCCCUGCCAGCAGAGAUGUAAGAACAGCAUUGGUAGCUAUCAGUGCUCUUGCCGUGCUGGCUUCCACCUCCACAGCAACCGGCACUCCUGUAUAGAUGUAAACGAGUGUCGCCGAGCACAGGAGAGGAGAACCUGUCACCACACCUGCCAUAACACUGUGGGCAGCUUCCUGUGCACCUGCCGACCUGGUUUCAGGCUUCGAGCUGACCAUGUGUCCUGUGAAGCUUUCCCGAAGGCUGUCCUGGCCCCAUCUGCCAUCCUGCAACCCCGACAGCACCCUGCUAAGAUGUCCCUGCUCCUUCCUGAGGCAGGCCGGCCUGCUCUGUCCCCAGGACACAGCCCUCCUCCAGGGGCCCCAGGGUAUCCCACUGGAAUCAGAACAACCCGUCAGCCAUCUACCACCCUGGUCCUACCCAAUUUCUUUCCCACACAGUUGCUAUCCACCCUAGAACCAAGUUCCUCCCUACUGGGGACCCUUGGACCCCCCUCAGUCCUCCAGGGGGAGGCAGUAGGGACCCCUUCCUCACCUAAGGGCCCUGAAGGUCCAAGCCUGGGAACAGGGCUCUCUUCCUGCUGGCACCUGGGAGCCACAUAUGAAUCAGGGAGCCGCUGGAGCCAGGCUGGGUGUUCUCCUUGCCUAUGCCAGGAUGGAGAGGUGACCUGUGGAGAAGUGAGAUGUGAUGCUACUUGUUCCCACCCGAUUCCCCCCAGAGAUGGGGGGUGCUGCCCCUCUUGCACUGGCUGCUUUCACAGUGGUGCCAUCCGAGGAGAAGGGGAUGUGUUUUCACCUCCUGAGGAGAACUGUACUGUGUGUGUCUGUCUGGCUGGAAAUGUUUCUUGUAUCUCCCCGGAGUGUCCCCCUGGUCCCUGCAAGGCUUCUCCACAGUCAGAUUGUUGUACUUGUGUCCCAGGGAGAUGCUAUUUCCACGGCCGCUGGUACACAGACGGGGCUGUGUUCAGUGGGGGUGGUGACGACUGUACCACGUGUGUCUGCCAGAAUGGGGAGAUAGAAUGCUCCUUCACACCGUGUCCAGAGCUGGAGUGCCCCAGAGAGGAGUGGUGGCUGGGCCCAGGGCAGUGCUGUUUUACCUGUCGGGAGCCCACACCCACCACAGGCUGCUCUCUUGAUGACAACGGGGUUGAGUUUCCGAUUGGACAGAUCUGGUCGCCUGGUGAUCCCUGUGAGUUAUGCGUCUGCCAGGCAGAUGGCUCCGUGAGCUGCAGGAGGACUGACUGCGUGGACUCCUGUCCUCACCCCAUCCGGAUCCCUGGACAGUGCUGUCCUGACUGUUCAGCAGGCUGCACCUACACUGGCAGAAUCUUCUACAACAAUGAGACCUUCCCAUCGGUGCUUGACCCCUGUCUGAGCUGCAUCUGCCUGCUGGGCUCGGUGGCUUGUUCACCUGUGGACUGUCCCAUCACCUGUACCUACCCCUUCCACCCAGAUGGCGAGUGCUGCCCUGUCUGCCACGACUGCAACUUCGAAGGGAGGAAGGUGAUGAAUGGCCAGGUGUUCACCUUGGAUGAGGAGCCUUGUACCCGGUGCAUCUGCCAGCUGGGAGAGGUGAGGUGUGAGAAGAUGCCCUGCAAGCCGGUCUGUACUGACCCCUCCUGCCCAGAUUCCCUGUUUCCUCCCAAAGAAAAACAGCAACCCUCCCCUCAUGGAGACCUUGUCAAAGCUGCUCGGAGCCCCCGUGGAGACACCGAAGUCCCUGCCAACUGUAGCUCCUGCCCAGGGCCCCCAUCAGCAUCCCCGGCAAGGCCCAUGGUCCAGCUCCUGCAGCUUCUCUUAAGAACAAACCUUUCUAAUGUACAGACUGCACCCCCAGGCCUGCCAGCAGCCCAGACCUCAUCUUCAUCCCUGUUGGAGCCAGAGGGCAUGUUUCUGGAGGAGCCUGGAGCCUCCCAGCCUCCUGAGCCUUCAUCAAGGUCUUCUGUCUCUCCUGGACCCUCCACUCUACCUCCAGCCAUUCCAGGGACUCCUUGGUCACCUGCCACCCCAGACAGCUCCUCCUCAACCUUUGGGGCUCAGAUAGCAUUCCGGUGGCCUCUGUCUGCCACUCACUUGACUGAGGCAGAAGCACCUUCAACGAAUAAUCCUGACCUCUCAGAGACCCUCACCAACACUUUGAGGCCUCAAAGGCUCUCUGCAGCUCUCCUGGACACUCACAACCCUGCUCGCCAACAGCCCACAACAGACACCUCAGAGAAGGAAGAGCCUACCACCUGAUCACCAUGCAGGGGACAUGCCAGUUAGAGCUCUCUGCCAAUGGCCUGGUGUGUGUGU
Messenger RNA from Acomys russatus (golden spiny mouse), 3099 nucleotides. It is a transcript of the gene Vwce, whose product is annotated as von Willebrand factor C and EGF domains. Bases 250 to 3042 code for a protein of 930 amino acids. Gene Ontology annotation, molecular function: protein binding; calcium ion binding. The transcript has 20 exons. Gene Ontology annotation, biological process: cellular response to virus. NCBI's taxonomy places the organism in Eukaryota, Metazoa, Chordata, Mammalia, Rodentia, Muridae. The record is from RefSeq and is a predicted model, not a curated record. Gene Ontology annotation, cellular component: cytoplasm.